UUUUAGAAUACUCAUCAUGAAUGUUACAGUCGGUUUUGGUCUCUUUACAUAACCUUCAUGUGUUUCUUUUCCCACAGCCAUGAAUAAAGACGAAGGCACAGAGUUAAAAACUAUCCUAAAGCAAAACAAACGGGUGCAGCUGAUGCUGAAUGAUGAGGGCAGCAACACCACCCAAAGCAGCUCCAUCGGGGCUGUUCGCUGGAAGGUGACUGAUGAGAGCGUCCAGCCUCACAGCUCGGCCCCAACCGUUCACGCCAAGACAGGCACCAACAGGAACCCUCAGCAUCUUGCGCGCCAGGGCAACCUGAAGGAGCUGCGCAGUCUGCAGGAGUGUGUUGAAUUCAUCCACCACUGGAAGGAGCAAGUGGAUCAAGUGUGCAAGGGGGGCACAGAUACUGGAGAGGGAACCAGUAAGGCAGAGACCAAGAGCUCAGACCGACGCACCGAGCGCAGCCUGGAGGAGAGCCGAAAGCUGAUCCUAGAGUGGGCUGAUGAGCUUCGCCAUGUUGACAAGUUUCUAAUGGAGACACCAUGGAAAUCUGAUCAUCAAAAGAAAGAGGAGCCCAAAGAUGAGGGGCAAGUGAGGCUCAUGGAGUGGGCAAAGGAGCUGCAGAGGGCCACCGAGAGCUGCGGUGUGGAAAGUGAGGAGCUGGGUAAAGUGCUGCGCAUGCUGGGCGUCAAGAAGAAGCGUCUGUUCAAGCUGCUGCCCCUGCUGGAGUUCAUUACCUGGUCCCUGCUGAAGGAUGACAGCUCGACAAUGGUUUGCCAAAUCUGGCUGCUGGCGAAGCAGAGGACCUGGAAAGCAGGAAUACCCAGAUACAUCCCAAACACAGUUUGGAGCUGGAUCUGCAGCGCAGCUGCUGAUGUGUUGCUCGACCCAAUGACGAAUCACCCAUGGCUUCAGCUUUCAGACGACCAGCGGAGGGUCCAGGAGGGUCUAACAGAGUCCGACCCUCCCUACAGCUCCCAGCGCUUUGACAGCUGUCCCUGCGUUCUGGGCUCGGAGGGCUACAGCUACGGCCGCCACUACUGGGAGGUGGACAUCGCCAAUAAGGGCUACUGGCGUGUCGGCCUGACCACGGCCGACUCCAAGCGGAAGGGAAACUUCCCAAUGACCCCCAAAAAGGGAUACUGGGUAUUGUGGAGAAGCACAAACCAUUUUUAUGCCUGCACCAAGCCGGAGACGGAGCUACCCAUCAGCCUUCUCCCGCGGCGCCUCGGUGUGUACCUAGACUACGAAGAAGGCCAGGUCUCCUUCUACAACGUUGAAACCAAAUCCCACAUCUUCACAUUCACAGCAAACUUCAGGGAUAAGGUGUACCCUCUAUUCGCACCCAUGGACGGCCGCACCCUCAUCACUAUCAUCAAUCCAAAUGAAAUAUCAGAAAGCACGGAGAAGAGCACGGGCAAGGCUAGAAAGGUAGCAUUUAACGAUGGGAAUACGCUGUAAAGAAAGCCUUACCAAUCCCAGUCAAAAGCUUAGAAAAUCUUUUA
This is a messenger RNA of Cyprinodon variegatus (sheepshead minnow), 1494 nucleotides long. Its product is annotated as nuclear factor 7, brain-like. The record is from RefSeq and is a predicted model, not a curated record. Lineage: Eukaryota; Metazoa; Chordata; Actinopteri; Cyprinodontiformes; Cyprinodontidae. The coding region runs from base 80 to 1450 and encodes 456 amino acids. Gene Ontology annotation, molecular function: protein binding. The transcript is spliced from 9 exons.